Messenger RNA from Cladocopium goreaui, 3927 nucleotides. The record is from the annotation of a GenBank genome assembly. Lineage: Eukaryota; Dinophyceae; Suessiales; Symbiodiniaceae.
AUGCAAUCGGAUCGAGCUGUGGCAGAAAUCAUGCAGCAGAUACAGCUUCUGCAAAAGGAUUUGAUGAGGGAAAAAUCACUGUGGCAGGAAGAUCAUUGUGAACAAAAUGGUUUCUUAAUGCGGCAAGAACAGAGGCGAUGGCAGGAAUGGCAGGAAGCACAGGCCUGGCAACUCGAAGAUGAACUUUGCAAUGAAGUUUGCACCAGACAGAGUACAAUUCUAGAGGAACUCAAAUCGUGCACUGAAUUGCAAAACACCAUUGUGCAAAUGAAGGGUCAAUUGAAGUCUAAUCAUACUAAUACAUCGCAGAUCAAUGAUCCAAGUAAUCUCGCCGGUAUGGUAAGGGCAGACUUCUUGCCUGGAACACCGCAAAAUGAUCCAAGCAAUCCAAGCAACUUGCAAGUCUCGCAAGAAGCAAAGCAUGAAGAGAAGGACAAAGGAUUUUCCGGAGCCUGCGGAGAUUCCAAAUCACUUGACGCUCGAAGCAACUCUUCCCGUGGAACGCAUGGAAGCUGUGAAACUUUCCAUGGAGCUCCGGAUGCCCUUGGUGCGUCGGGUGCGUGUGUAGAAAGAGGAGAAAGUGGACCGUCUCGAGAGAUUCGAGAGAAAGUGGAAGUGGAAGCAGUGGAAGCAGUGAAAGCAGCACAGAAACGAUGCAACGAGGAACUCACAGAGGUGGCUGACGACUGCAAUGCCAGCAAUGGCAGCAAUGGCAAUGGUGAGGGGACCAGGGAAGUGGGAGCAAUGCCUUCGACAUUUUCGGCUUGCCAUGGCGAUGAAAUGAGUGACCAGCCCAAAGAGGCCAGUUCAGAAGCCCAAGCUCCCCGUGAAACUUUGGAAGCUCCGAGCAAGCCAGCUGCCAAAGGGAAAGGAAAAGGCAAGGGAGGAAAGGGUCCACCACCGCCAAAUCCGAAAGCAAUGGCAAAAUCAGCCGUGAAAAGCCAAGAGAUCAAGAAGAAUUUGGUGACUCUGCACUGGAAGGCUUUACCUGCCGUACCUGUCGACCAGAAUGACCAGAAUUCAUCCAAUGAUCGGCUGCUGCGGAACUGCAUGGACUUGCUGUCAACCGCCAAAGGUUGUCCACGAGAGGCAGAUACUAAUUUGGCCAUCAGCGAGGAGUUCGCAGGAGCCUUCAACGAUGUUGAGGACUGCGUAGAUCUUCCAGAAUCCAUGCAAGAGGUCUACUUCAAAAGACGCGAAGCGGCAGUGCAGCUCCUUGGGCCAGCCAACACCAACAAGACAUCCUUUCUGGAUGAGAAGCAGUGCCGAAUGUUGGGCAUUCUAAUGGGAAAGUACCGCAUGAAGAACAAAGACGAAAGCCUACGACAGAUUGUAGCAACUAUGAAGCGAGCGGUGCUGAGUUGCAAGUAUGACAUCUUGAAGGAGGAGGGAUUGAGCAUGCUGCGCAAAGUCGUCCGCGACGCAAAGGAGGGGAAUGGAAUCUCGAAGUAUGUUGCAGCACACGGAGCUGGUGCUCUGAAGCAGCUGAAAGAUCCGUGGCUGCACCGCUUGGUUUACGAGAUUCUCAAGGUUCCUCAGAUAGAAGAGCGCCUUGAAUGCAUGCUCUUUCAGACAGCAUUUGAGGAGAGCCUUGCACGGUGCUCUCGAAACAUCGACAUCAUGUGUCAGGCCCUAAUGACCGUGGAUGCCAUGCGCGACAGCUUGCGAGAGCUUUUCAACAUUGCGCAUCGCUUUGGGACAGCCUUGAACAGCAAUUGCCUGGCCCCCCAAGCUCCUCAAGGCUUCAGCCUAGUCUCCUUGGAACGAUUAGCCCAGACCAAAUCAACUGCUUCAAAGCACAACAUGCUUCACUUCGUUCUCGCGAUGAUGAAGCCUGAGAUGGCUUCUCAGCUUUUCCCUGAUGAGGUUCUCAAGAAGUUGUCAGCAGCGAAGAGCAUGAAAAGCUUCACAGUGUACCAGGACUGUGCUGAGUUGACACAUGGCUUUUUCGCUCUCCGUGAGAUUUGCGAAACUGGCAGAUACCAAAGUGGGAAACGAGAGAAAGUGAAGAUUGAACGGAGGCGAAUGACCAAAGCGCCCCUUGAUCGGGAGGAAAGCAUCGAUUUGGACGACCACUUCCAUUCCGUUAUCCAGGCCUUUGUGGAGAAGAACGAACACAAAGUGGAUCAGAUCACAAAAGGCUGCCUAUCUGCCUUUGUCUUGUACAAGGAGAAGGCGCUUUUCUUCGAUGAUCUUGGUUCAGUGUAUCCACCUCCAAAGGAUGACCAAGACAGCAAGGUGCGAAUGCACUUGGCGGAAGUGGAGCAGGCCCUUGCCGCCAUUGCGUGCUGCAUUGCCUGUCAGCGCGCACACACAGAGACGCACAGAAAGCUCUUGCGAAACUUGCAAUACGCAGAAGGCCAGUUUAACUCAGGCGCCUGCCGCAAAUGGAAGGGUGAGAAGCACUCCAGCAGUCCGACGUCAAUCGAGUGCAAAUGUGCAGCCGUGACCUUAGCAGCUUCAGCUCAAUACACUGGCGGUAGUUGUUCGAGCACAUCCUUGGCCGAAACCCAGGCUCAGAUAGCCUGGCUCGAAUUGCCAGAUGCGAUGCGCCUCUUAGUUCAACAGCCUCUUUUGCAGCUGCGGGCAGAGCUCCGCGUUGAGGAAGAUGAUUCGCCCCAGUCUCCCACGAGUUCGAAGCAUGCAGGUGACAGCAGCCUGUCCUGCUUGUCGAUCUUUCUCCGUCGCAUGCUCCAGGCCUUGCUGGAGCUGCAGCAACUUGUUGAUGCUUCCAGGCCGAUGCCACAGAUGCCAGGUGUCUCCGCAAUGAUGCAAUGGUUGGCCAGGACCAGGGAAGAGCUCUGUUUGUGGGGACAGCGUGCCGGACGCGCUGUUCGAACAUUGGCUGGGUCUUCGCAGAAGCUGCGAGGGCACGAGCCAAAAGAGCUUGGCAACCAUCUACAUUCCUUUUUGCAGGAGCUCUCGCAACUGCGCCAAGAACUGCAGCAAGCCAAGGGCCAAGCUGCUCAAGCACAGAAGCAAGAAGCCAAGGGAGCCAUUCUCGCAGCCAAUGACGCUGCCGAAUGGCGAAGAUCGGUGGAAGAGCUCCUCGUGGAGAAAUUCAAGGAUUUCAAAGCUGCUGAUGAGCGAAACUGGCACAAUCUGAGAGAGGAAAUUACUCGCAGCAAAGAAAGUGUCUUCAGCGAGCUUGCCGAGCAGCAGAAUCACAAUGUCAAACAGCUUUCAGAGCUAAUGUCCUUGCGCGACCGGCAGAGAGACCGAGAGCUGCAACUCCUGCGGGAACAUACUGAGACGGCAAUGUUGGAAGUCAAAUCAUCUAUCGGGAGUGUCCACAUGGCUUCGCACAAGGCAGCUGAAGCACGCUUCACUGAACUCCUGCAAGCAGAACAUCUUUCUCACAGGCAAAUCCUGGCCAACGAGCAGCGAGAAAAGAGCGCACUUGCGUUGCAGUUGACGGAAGCCAUGGACGCAGUUUCCACAAAGGAUCACAGCAUUGAGCACUUGCGAAAGUCCUUGAGCGAGGUGGAGAGAGCGAGGCCUGAACCAGUGCAAACAGCACUGAGUUCUGCUCCGCGAUUGCCUUCGCUUCCAGGGAGUGGCAGUGCAGGUCCCAUUCCACCGUCGCCCAAAGCAUCAGCCGUGGAACCGGUUGCCCGUAUGAGAUCUCCUGGCAAAGUUCCAGAGAGGCCUCACAUGCAACUUGGAGGCUUCGAGGAUGGCUCGGCAUCGGUUUGCCGCGUGAGCACCGAGUCCACUCCUUUUCAAUCGAUUCAUCCUUCAGAUCCAGUCCCUUCCCGGCGUACUGUGAUGGACAACAAAUGUCAGCUUGUUGAUUUCUUAUAUUUUCUUAUUAUGAACUCUUUCUUAUGUUCCUGGUGAAGCGAAAACCUUUUUUUGGUUUCUCGCGAAAGGACUCUGCGAUGGCUCCAACAAUUCAAGGUGCAGGAGUGCCUACUCGCCCAAAGG